This is a messenger RNA of Macrosiphum euphorbiae (potato aphid), 1971 nucleotides long. Lineage: Eukaryota; Metazoa; Arthropoda; Insecta; Hemiptera; Aphididae. The record is from the annotation of a GenBank genome assembly.
AUGGUCAAUGAGACAGAUUACCGACAGUUAAAUAUCAACGCAGAUACCAUGUUAGAAAAUGAUUAUGAACCUGUUAUGGUAAACGAACAGGAAGGAAAUAACUUUGAUGGUUAUGAAAACAAUGAAACCGUGCAAGAAAUUUUUGAUACCGAUAUUAAUAUCGAGCAGUCCAACAACAUUUGGGAUGAUAUUUCAAUUCGUUACUUAAUUUACUGUUGGAGUCAAUUGAGAGAUCAGUUUGCGAAUUGCCCGGAUAAAAAUAAGAAAACCCUAUGGGAACAUGUGUCAGAACGUUUGGUUGAACAUGGUUUUUAUUUUGAUGCACAGACGUGUGACACUAAAUGGCGUAGUCUUAAGAAAAUUUACAUGUACAAUAAGACACGUAAUUCUAAAAAAGAUAAUAAACACCCAGUUAUUUGGAACCAUUAUUCUGAAAUGGACAAGGCCAUUAAAGGCAUUCCUUAUGAAAUUUCAGAUAUUGAAAACGACGACGAUGAUGAAGAUAUUGAUAACAACGGUCAAAAUGAAGAUGAGGACGACUUAACAAGAGAAAAUAGAGAUAAUGUCGGGGAAUAUGAAAAUGCUGAUUCAUCUAGAAGAUAUGUUGAUAAAUGUCCAUGGACAAUCGAAUCAACCAAGGAAUUGAUUCGUUUGUACGGUAAACACAGGAAAAAAUUUUCAGCUGCCAAUCAAGGAGAAAAACAUCUGUUAUGGCAAGAUAUUGCACAUCAGUUUUCGCAGUUAGGAUAUCAAUAUUCAGCUAAUAAUUGUAAUGAUAAAUGGCGUAAUUUAAAAAUGACAUAUAAAAAGAAUAAGCAAAGGGCUAUUAAAUACGGAACAGAAUACAUUAAAUGGUGUUAUUUUAAAGAUAUGGACAACAUUUUUAAAAACACUCCAGAGGGAUCUCCAGAACUUAAUGAUAUAAUUACAGUAUCUUUAAUUGAUGAAGAUGAGCUCGAUGACAUUAAAAAAGAAAAUGAAGCUUAUAACCACAUGAAUGUUGUUGAUGAAACCAUUGAAAAUAAUGAGGAAGAACCCAUUGAACUCCCUUCUAGUGGUAAUACAGACAUAUGGACAGAACAAGCAACCAAAUGUUUGAUUGAGUUAUGGGGUCUUUACCGCCCACGAUUCCUGUUGGCUCCACAAGGCAAAAAACGUUUACUUUGGGAUGAAAUAAGUAAUCAGUUACGCCAAAAUGGUCACAACUAUUCUGGUCUAGUAUGUGAUCGUAAAUGGCGUCUCUUAAAAGCAAACUAUGUAAAAAGAAGAGAAAAAUACAAACAAUUAGGAGUUAACAGUGUGAAGUGGCAUUACUACCAUGAUUUAGACAGGUUACUUGGUGUACCUGCUGAAAGUAUUUCCUGGAGUAUGGACUCUACUAUGUGUUUGAUAGAUUGCUUUGAUAAUCAUAAAGAAAAGUUUAUGAAUGCUGCAACUGGUGAAAAGCUCUUGAUAUGGAAAAGAAUAUCUGAAGAAAUGGCUCAGAAUGGUUUCAAUUAUACUCCCAGAGCUUGUGACAAUAAGUGGCGUACACUAAAAAAUAGGUACAACAAAAACAGAAUGAGAACAAACAGGAAUAAAAAAGUAAUUUGGGUGUACUACAAUAAAAUUGAUUCUGUACUAAGAGAACCUAAAAAUGUUGUCAAAGACGAAUCAGAUAACAGUGACGUAAACAAUCACUCAAACGAGGCUAAUGAGUUAGAUGAACACAAUUAUAUCAGGACUUCUAAACCAAGCUGUUAUAAUAAAACAAAUUGCAUUACUGAACUACAGACAAUGUUUAGGUUGAGAAAUAAGGAAUUUGAUGAAAGGUGGAAAGAAAUGGAGGAAAAUCUAAAUAGCCGAGAAAAAGUAUUCGAAGGACUUCAACAGCAGAUGUUGGAACAUCUGAAAAGGUCAAAUGAGUUAGAAACACAAAAGUUGAGACUGUUGGAACAGUUAGUUUCAAGAUUGCCACCACACAUCCCAUAG